This is a messenger RNA of Epinephelus fuscoguttatus (brown-marbled grouper), 1177 nucleotides long. RefSeq lists its product as uncharacterized. The transcript has 4 exons. Bases 127 to 975 code for a protein of 282 amino acids. The record is from RefSeq and is a predicted model, not a curated record. Lineage: Eukaryota; Metazoa; Chordata; Actinopteri; Perciformes; Serranidae.
CUUUCUCCAUCACUUUCUGUUUUUCUGAUGGGAGGAUCUAAAACUGAGGCUCUAUAAAUAUGAGCCCAGUUCCACCCUUACAUUCGUCUGAAGAAACGAGCCAAGAAGCCAGACAUCAACGGCAAGAUGAUCAAUACAGAAGUUGUGCUUGAAGCUUUGAACGCGCUCUGCAAUGACGCAGUAGCUAGUGUUCAUAGACAGAGAGCAGAGGAUGGGUCACUGACAGCUGACACCUCUGGAGCUGCUGCCCAGCUGCAGGAGUCCAUGCGAGAGCUGUCCAUCCAGGACUUGAUCCCUAUCACCCUGUGUGGUGUUAGAACCAGGUUCCAGAGUCCUGGAGGAACAGUUAAAGUGGAGCCAAUCUGCAGGGUCGACUUGCCGCAAGACAUCAAUGAAGACAAAGAAACUGGGCAGAUUAUCCUCGAACCAAAUAAUUACCCAUGGUCCAAGGAACAUUUGGAUCCAGGAUUCAACUACGAUUUCUCCAAGUUGAAAGACACAGAGAAUUAUUACAGAGGUGGCGAGCUGUAUGAACGCCCAUGUGGUUGGCAGCGUUUUGCCCUCAAGGUCCUGGAUAAGUACGAGGACAAUACCUGGCUGGGAAACAGGUGGCGCACCACACAGUCAGUGGCAGGGGAGUGGCCGGUGUCCUAUCAUGGGACGGACCAGAAAUUUGUUAAAGCCAUCAUUGAAGAACACUUAAAGGCAGGCCCGCGUAAAGCGUUUGGCAAUGGGAUUUAUUCGACUCCACACAUCGAUAUAGCGGAGGGAUUCGCCAAAGAAUUCACCUCCAAAAAGACGGGCAAGAAAUACAAAGCGAUUCUGCAGAAUCGUAUCAACCCAAAGUACAGGGAGAAACACUACGAAGACAAGUACUGGCUGGUUCCCAUCCCUGAAAAUGCAUCGGAUAAAGAACAGCAGGAGAUCGUUGAAAAGGCCAUCCGUCCUUAUGGUUUGCUGUUACAAGAGAUAUAACAAUGAUCACUUGUUUGUUUCCUGAGCUUUAUUUUGAAAAGCCAGUGGAUGUGUUGUCUGUGAAGUCUGAUGUAGUCAAAUGUAAUCAAGUCUCACUUGCUUGUAAGCCUAUAGAUGAAUACAUACAAUCAAUAACACCCCUACAUGUGGUAUGUAUACUGAAUCGAGGGAUGAAAUCACUUCCUGUGUUCCAUUAUCAAUA